This is a messenger RNA of Gamsiella multidivaricata, 543 nucleotides long. Its product is annotated as translationally controlled tumor protein. Gene Ontology annotation, cellular component: cytoplasm. NCBI's taxonomy places the organism in Eukaryota, Fungi, Mortierellomycota, Mortierellomycetes, Mortierellales, Mortierellaceae. The transcript has 4 exons. The record is from RefSeq and is a predicted model, not a curated record. Bases 1 to 543 code for a protein of 180 amino acids. Gene Ontology annotation, molecular function: calcium ion binding.
AUGAAGGUAUCUAGGGAAUCGAUUAUCUACGAGGACAUUAUCUCUGGCGACGAGCUCUUCUCCGAUGCUUUUGAUCCUAAGGAAGUUGGUUCCACUUACGAGAUCGACUGCGCCAUGAUCAAGGUCAAAGCCGGUGCUGAUGUCGAUAUUGGUGCCAACGCCUCCGCUGAGGAGGCCGAGGAGACUCUUGAGGAUGGUGAGGCGAUGGUCAACAAUGUCGUUUAUUCCGGCCGUCUUCAGCAGACCAGCUUCGACAAGAAGGGCUAUACUGUCUACAUGAAGGGUUAUAUGAAGGCCAUCAAGGCCAAGUUGGCUCUCGACGAGAAGGCUGGCAAGGAGUUCGAGUCCGCUGUCGCUACUGACUUCAAGAAGAUUCUCGCCAACUUCAAGGACUAUGAGUUCUACACCGGAGAGUCCAUGAAUCCCGAGGGCGCUGUCUUGCUCCUCAACUACCGUGAGGAUGGUACCACUCCUUACUUCACUGUCUUUAAGCAUGGUCUCAAGUCCAGGAAGGUCGUAAGUGGCCGAGCUUUUAUUGCUUAA